UUGUACUUCAUGGGGGAAAACAGACAAGCACCCUCCAGAUAAUUACUCUUCAGGAAAGGAAACGAUUUUUUUUCCCCCCCAACACCCUGCAAAUUCUUGAAUUGUUAAGGGAAUUUGGAUGUCACUAUAGUUCUGGCGAGGCAGACUGUUUAUAGCAAGAGAGAGGGGUCAAUCCAGAAAACAAUGUCAAGGGACACAGGAGAACCUGAUCUUUUGGACUGAUGUGAGUGCAAGGAAAGCACUCUAAGUGUGUCGGGAGCAGGUUACAAGAUCUUGGCUGCUUUUCGAUUUUGUUUGUACCACACACGGGACUCCAUUUCUCCAUAGUGGCACAGUGUUUGUGCGAGUUAAAAGAGUUAAGGAGCGGUUAAGGAAAGGUGUGUGUGUGGGUGUCAACAUGACUGGCGUGACGGUGUGUUUUGGAACGGUGAACUCCAUCAAAGCUCUGUGGGAGACCCGGAUAAAGAAGAGCAAAGCGGAACUGAAGAGAGAGAAAGAACAGAGGGACAGAGCAGCCGUGCUGAGCUUGACAGGGGCUUGGGAGGAUAGGAUCACCUUGGCCAAGUUAAAGGAAAAACUGGUGACAGAGGAUGGGAGGGUCAUCCUACGCAUUGAAAAUGAAGAGUGGAAGACUCUUCCUGCAGUGUUGGUCCAGAUCUCUCAGCUUCAGGAGUGGCAGCUGCACCGGACGGGGCUACAGAAGGUCCCACGGUUCAUCUCCAGCUUCCAAAGCCUUAUCGUGCUGGACCUGUCCCGCAAUGCCAUCACAGAAAUUCCUAAAGAAAUUGGAAAACUAUCUCGGUUACGAGAGCUGCUUGUGAGUUAUAACAGGCUGAGCUGUGUUCCUGAAGAGCUGGGUGACUGUGACAGCUUGGAAAAAUUGGAACUGGCAAUGAACCGGGACCUGAACAACCUUCCUGAGCAGCUCAGCAGUCUUAAGAAACUGUACCACUUGGACCUCUCCAUGAACCAGUUCACCACCAUCCCUGAAUGUGUGGUGAGGCUUCCUGCCCUGGAGUGGCUGGACAUGGGUGGGAACAGGCUAGAGCGAUUGCCUGAUGACAUCCACAGAAUGGAAAAGUUGCAUACUCUUUGGCUCCAGAGAAAUGAGCUGGAGUACCUGCCAGACAACAUCAGUCGCAUGCAGAACCUGGACACUCUGGUGCUCAGCAGGAACAGGCUCAGAGACAUCCCUCCACUGAUGGAGGGCAUGGCUAAUCUCAGGUUUGUAAAUUUCAGGGAUAACCCGCUGACCCAUGACGUGACCUUACCUGACGUGGAAGAGGACGUGGCCGAGGAAGAGAACGACAGGGAAAUGUUCGGUCGAGAGUUCAUGCACCACUAUAUCCAUGAGGCCCGCAAAAGAGGGCCCCAGGCCUAUACUUCCGUGCUUAAUGUGCCACUGGAGGCCGUGUCAGAGAUGGCAACGUCGUUGUGAUUCAGUGCCGUCUGCUCUGCUGUGUUCCAUCCAGUCGCCUGGCCUCGUCCACCUGUCUUGCACGUCCUUUAAUGACAACUCUAUUUUGCCUCUCUAGUCACUAGAGGGGCCUGUUCUGCCAUUUGUGCUGUUGGUUAGCUGCUUACUGCAGCAGCUACUGAGAGUGUAUCUAAAGUUCAUAUCAAAGGAACUGAAUAAGGUGAAAGCAGGGGGGAAAAAAGGAACUGAAUACAAACUGUCAUUUAAUAAAUGUUCUUAUCUGUA
Messenger RNA from Electrophorus electricus (electric eel), 1702 nucleotides. It is a transcript of the gene lrrc39, whose product is annotated as leucine rich repeat containing 39. The record is from RefSeq and is a predicted model, not a curated record. Gene Ontology annotation, molecular function: protein binding. Gene Ontology annotation, cellular component: cytoplasm. Lineage: Eukaryota; Metazoa; Chordata; Actinopteri; Gymnotiformes; Gymnotidae.